This is a messenger RNA of Penicillium canariense, 756 nucleotides long. RefSeq lists its product as uncharacterized. Bases 1 to 756 code for a protein of 251 amino acids. Lineage: Eukaryota; Fungi; Ascomycota; Eurotiomycetes; Eurotiales; Aspergillaceae. The record is from RefSeq and is a predicted model, not a curated record. The transcript has a single exon.
AUGGUUCUACUGUUACAAUUGGUACCGGACGGUAUCACCGACACAGCUCGGCGAAGACGCUCUCGUCGCAAGUUGAAGCUCGGGGCCGUCGACAGGCUCGUUCCUUUUCUCUCAGACACAAUCCAAUCGCGAGACCUUUUUCCCACUCGCACCAGAAUCGACAUUGAUCUCACAAAGGGGAGGGCCGAAGACACACACUCCUCCGUCGGCCGCACCAGCUGGCCCCGCGUACAUACCUUGCGAACUGGCUCUCGACCGACCUACCCUCCUCCCUCCUUCGCCUACGCCUUGCGCUCCAUCCUCCCCUCCUCCUCCCUCCCAGCCCGGAAGCGCUUCAUCCAUUCGCAUAUCCCCCGCUCGUCAUCCAGUUUGCAGGGCCCCAUUCCUGCUGACUGGAUUGCAUUCGAUCCGCUUUCCCAACUGCCCGCGGGCUGCGGCGCGACUCCCCCGGUGCCUUUGUCGACCCGCCGCCUCAACGCUCGAAACCACCUCCCCCCAAGUCCAGCGCUGCGCCGCGACUCGCUUUCCUCCCCCGUCGACCACCCCCUCCGCCGUCCUCAAUCGUCGCUCGAGCAUCUUCGUUUAUCUCACGGCCCUUCGUGCGCAUGUCCUGCUACCAGGAAUGACACUCCCUUUCCCUGCGACGGCCUCUCGCUAGUCCGUGUGGUCCAACAUCCCCCCGCUUUGCACCCACUCGCCGCAAAGCGCAUCUCGACGCACCUCCGACUCUCUACCACAACAUAUCUUUGUAACUGA